Molecule: messenger RNA, 4402 nt
Organism: Pungitius pungitius (ninespine stickleback)
Lineage: Eukaryota; Metazoa; Chordata; Actinopteri; Perciformes; Gasterosteidae
Product: acid-sensing ion channel 1-like
Exons: 9
Coding region: 691-2265 (524 amino acids)
Biological process (GO): sodium ion transmembrane transport
Cellular component (GO): plasma membrane
Molecular function (GO): ligand-gated sodium channel activity
Source: RefSeq, a predicted model, not a curated record
GCGGUUAAGACGUGAAACUACAGUAACUCACAGGUGGAAAGCAGCGCGUCAGCCAGCCCUCCUCUCUCCUCCUCUCUCCUCCUCUCUCCUCCGCUCCUCUGAUCUCCUCCUCCGUCCGCUGCCAGGGAGGCGGGCACAAACACCAGGGGGGAAAAAGCUCACGACUCCCCACCAGAAUAACCAAAAUCUUCUGACUUGAGCUACAAAUUACGCAGAUCUGAAAGGACGCGCGUACAGAGGAAGUCUUAGUAAAAGGAUUCUUCUCCUCUCCUCGGUGUCCUCCUGUUGGACCCGACCAGCGGAUCGGCGAGCCGAUGAAACACUUCGGCUUUACUGCGUCCCAGCGAAGGAACCUUGCGAAACGUCACGGUCAUAUAUCUCCGCGCUGACAUUUUGGGUCGUGCGCGCUUUUCAGCUGUGAAAUGCCUCACUUUCGCUCGCGAUUCUAGCCCAUUUGGCGCGUGGCUGUUGGAUCAAAAAUGUUUCUCCAUCUGCCCGCAUGAGGGAUGGCGACCAGACCGCGCCAGGUCCCACAGUGGCUUUCCUCACGCUCACGUGCGUUCGGGUGGAUAAUGACCAUUUCUGCCACAGGUGAAUGAACAUCGGCUCAGGUUCCCGUAAAACAGCGAGUGUUUUGAAGCCGUUCUUUUUUUAUUGUAACAUUCAGAUCGCGCUUGUUGCACGGUGACAAUGGAUCUCAAAGUAGAAGCCGAAGAGAUGGACACGAACCAACCUCCGCCCCUAGAAGUUUUUGCGCACAGCUCCACUCUGCACGGAAUCUCUCACAUUUUCACGUACGAGCGCUUCUGCGUCAAACGCUGCCUGUGGAUCGUGUGUUUCCUGGGCUCCCUGACCUUCUUGCUGUUGCUGUGCGUGGACCGCAUCCACUUCUACUUCGAGUACCCGCACGUCACCAAACUGGACGAGGUCACGACCCCGAUCAUGACGUUCCCCGCGGUCACCUUCUGCAACCUGAACGCGUUUCGGUUCAGCCGCGUGACGCGCAAUGACCUGUACCACGCGGGGGAGCUGCUGGCCCUGCUCAACCAGAGGUACGAAAUCAGGGACAUACAUCUUGUGGAGGAGAGUGUCCUGGAGAGUCUGAAGGUCAAAGCCGAUUUUCACAACUUCAAGCCGCGGCCAUUCAACAUGCGGGAAUUCUACGACCGGACCGGCCACGACAUCAACGACAUGCUGCUGGCCUGCCACUUUCACGGCACGGAGUGCCGAGCGGAGGACUUCAAAGUGGUCUUCACUCGCUACGGGAAGUGUUACACCUUUAACGCCGGCGGCGAUGGACGCCCCCCUCUCUUCACCACCAAGGGCGGGAUGGGGAACGGGCUGGAGCUCAUGCUGGACAUUCAGCAGGAUGAAUACCUGCCCAUCUGGGGAGAAACCGAUGAGACUUCAUUUGAAGCCGGGGUCAAAGUUCAGAUCCACAGUCAGGACGAGCCGUCCUUCAUUGACCAGCUGGGGUUCGGCGUGGCGCCCGGCUUCCAGACGUUUGUUUCCUGUCAGGAGCAGAGGCUGAUAUAUCUCCCUCCUCCCUGGGGAGACUGCAAGGUGACGGCGAUGGAUUCAGACUUCUUUGACAGUUACAGCAUCACAGCUUGUCGUAUCGACUGCGAAACCCGCUACCUGGUGGACAACUGCAACUGUCGCAUGGUACACAUGCCCGGCGAUGCUCCCUACUGCACCCCGGAGCUGUACAAAGAAUGUGCCGACCCGGCUCUGGACUUCCUGGUGGAGAGAGACAAUGAUUUCUGUGUGUGCGAGACGCCGUGCAACAUGACCCGAUACAGCAAGGAGCUGUCCUUCGUCAAGAUCCCCAGCAAGGCCUCUGCUAAGUACCUGGCAAAGAAAUACAACAAAUCUGAGCAGUAUAUCAAAGAGAACAUUCUGGUUUUAGACAUCUUUUUUGAGGCUCUGAACUACGAAACUAUUGAACAGAAGAAAGCUUAUGAAGUGGCUGGACUUUUAGGUACAUUAGUUUUACUAGCAUUCUCUGUCUUUAGGGUCGAUUACCCUUUUAUCAGCUUGAACUUUAUUAUUGCAGGUGAUAUUGGUGGCCAGAUGGGACUUUUUAUCGGAGCAAGCAUACUCACCAUUCUUGAGCUGUUUGACUACCUUUAUGAGGUGAUAAAAUACAAGUUGUGCCGCUGCUCCGACAAGAAGCACAAACACAGCAACAACAACAACAACAACGACCAGGGAACGGUCUUGAGCCUGGACGACGUCAAGUGUCACGUCGGUAACUUUCAUUGAGGCUUCCAUUGCCGUUUUCCAAGAGCGACCGGAUGAAAAAACCUCUGGACUGUGCCUGGUGCGGCUUGUGAGUGCAACGCGUGGCGGACGGACAGACAGACGCGACGUGUUGUGAUAAAUUAGAGAAAAGUGGGACUAACUGCAUGGUCUUCUGCAAACAGCUUCUCGGGCCGAUGGGAGCAUGAACUGAGCUGAGGUGCGUGUGUGGGUUUCGGGGCCCGUUUGUCAUCUGUCAAUCUGGAGGAGCUCUUUGUAAAAUAAUCAAUGUGAAAGAUGGGUUUUUUUUGUUGCCGUAUUUGCAUGUGAGUGCUGCACAUUCUGUACAUAGUAUUUUGCUUUCAUCACUCUUGUUCCAGACUUGUUACUCUUCCUUUCAACUAACUUUUCAUUGUUAUAUUCAUGUUACUCAACCUCAUUUCAUGGCCGGCGUCUUUCCUUGUUAAAACCGGAACAUUUUGCGAUGGAACUGUUCUACCUCAUCUUGCAGGGCGACAGCGCCCUUAAGAAUUUACAAACCAAGCAAAUUAAUGACAAAAAGGUGAUUUCUACCUACAGAAAUAAGCAGAAGAAAGUCUGUCGUUCAGGCAACACUGUGUAACAUUUUCUUAGCAGUCUUUUUAACAGAAGACAUUUUGACGUUGACACAGUAGGAAAAUCCCAGUCGUAUAUACAGUUUAGCUUAGCACAGCGAGUGGAAUCAGGUGGAAAACAACUAGCCAGUUAGCAACAAAUUCGAACAAAACCCAUCCCCAAAAAGUACAUCACAGAUGUAGUUUUUGCCACCUAUAGAAUUAUAUCACCUUUAGACAGAACCAGGCUAGCUUUUCCCCUUUGUUUCCAGUCACUAUGCUAAGCUAAGCUAUCUCACGGCGAAUCCCACUUUUCCCACAGCGCUGAAACACAUACUCUAACAUGACAAAGAGAAGGCUGGAUACACAGCAACAAAAGGUACACACACACACAGGUUUACAACCAAGUGCUAAAUAAUGAAGGGUUCGCCUUCAGAUUCCCUCUCAAUGACAAUCGCUGUUGGGAAAUAAAAAAAUGUGUAUUUCCUGACAUUAAUCUGAGGUAGGGUCUUACAUUCUUACAUGUGGAAGCUGUUCAUUACCUUUUUAGGGAGUCUCCCUUCGGUGUUUGUUAUCAUGGCAAGAAAUGACUAAUGCGUAUAAAUAUGUUGAAUGUGUUUGGCCAUCUUCUGGGGCUCUGAGUUGCAUGUAGCCCUGUACAUUAGUGGUCUUAAAACCUGGUCCAUUGAUGAACAAGUUUAGCUGCAGAUUACGCCAUCAAACCAUCACUAUGUUUGGUUGGAUGUGAAUUUAUUUAUUUAUUUUUUACUUGUGCGCGUGUUUUUAACCACGCUGCCAGCCGCCUGCCGGGGCUUCAUCAGCCGAAAAAGAGAACAUCUGAACACUGUGUCAUCGGUCAGUAAACACGUCGGCUCGGUACCUUUUCUGUUCUAACUAUGUUUACAAAAAUCUUCCUCUGGCGUUGAUACACUUGCUCUCAUUCCCAUUGAGGUAAAUGUAGCUGUGUAGUGUUAUUAUCAAGCACAAUCAUGCCAUCAGCCGCAGUGUCAUGUAAAUAUUGGAUAAUAAUCUCAUUGUAAUUUACGAUAAUCUGAUCUGUGUAACGUUGUACUCGUGGUAUUUAUUUAAUCCAGACUGUUGCGUCACUCUUUUCCUGUAUAUAUGAUUGUAGGUUUGUUUAUUAGAAGUUUAUGCAACAGAUAUUAAAGUAUAAGGCUAUUUCUAUUCCUUCUAUGUUUGUAUUGCUACGUUCACAGCUGCUUCAAAUGUAUCGUCAGUAAAUAAAAAUGAACAGCUGGAUUGUUGCAUCCACUGCAUGAGGUCAUGUAUCUCAAUAAAACUCCUCGUUAGACAUACUAAAGGAUGAUUAUUUUAGUCUGGUGAUGUAUGAAAUACUGUAGCCUUGAAGCAAUUGUUAUAUUAAAGAUGAAAUGUCAAAUUUAUGUUUUGGUUCAGUUUUCUGUACAGAUUUUCUGACUAUUUCUUAACGAGAUGAUCCAAUGUGGUUGCUUUGGUGAUCUACACACUUUUCCUCUUGUGCCACCAAGUUAAUGUUUGUAAAUUUGAGUAAAAUAAAUUGCAAUUUAGUUCCUGCAUUCCUGUUACUC